AUGAGAGUUUUAGUUGCGGUUAUUGUUUUGGUAGAUCUCGCAGAUUCCACGAAAAAAUCUGUACGAGCAGUUUUCGAGGCCGCGAAUCUCCUUAAAGAUCUUAAUAUCCCGAACAAAAGUUACGAGCUAGUGACAGUGAAAUUUGGCCCCGCAAUAUGUUAUUUAGGCAACGACUUGACGAAAGCUAAUACUUUUAUCAAGCCUACGUACCAUUUCAACUUUUUAUAUCAUAAAUUCUACACCCUACUAAUGACUGAGCCGGACAUGACGACACAAACAGCUCCGUUGCCAAAGGAACUUUUCCACUGGUUAGUCGGAAAUAUUCCUGGGAAUAGAUCAUCCUCAGGAGAAGAGUUAAUAGGUUACUUGCCACCACUAUCGCCACCUGGAACUAAGGCUCAUCGUUACACAUUUCUGCUUUACCAACAACCUAAGAAAUUGAAUUUCACCGAUGACUCCCUCUUGGGGAUUGAUCUGAUCAACCGGCUGUUUAGAACAGCAAGAGCUUUUGCGAAGAAAUAUAAACUUGGCGAUCCUAUUGCCGCAAAUUUCUGCUAUAAAGGGUUUGACCUUCCUAUUGUACACGGAGCGCUCAAUAUGAUAAGAUUUUUUCCAGUCUUGAUUGGAGUGUUCGCCGUAGUGACAGCAUAUGGUGAUUUUAGUUAUAUCGAGUAUGGUAUCAUACCAGAUGUUUUGAAUUUUGAACCAUAUGCUCUGUUACAAUUAAUAUAUGGCGACAUAUUCGUUAACCCAGGAGAUAUUUUGACACCAACAGAAGCCAAAGAUGCACCAGAAAUUUAUUACCCAUUCCAAGAUGGAGAGUAUUAUUUUUUUGUAUUGACAGGUCCGGAUGCUCCGGGGGACAGUUAUGAAACAAUGCCGGAAUUUUGGCACGGUGCGAUAGUAAAUAUUCCUGGUGACAGAAUUUCAGAAGGAGAAACUCUGAUGGGCUACAUGACUCCAAGUCCUCCUGACGACAAUUUUUACCAUAGAUAUGUUUACCUGGUUUACAAGCAACCUUGCCUGCUGGAUUUUGUAGACGAGCCGCGGAUAUCCGAGACUGAAACCAAGGGAAGAUCUGCCAAGUCUGUGAGGAAGUUCGCGGAGAAAUAUGACCUGGGGGAUCCAAUUGCUGGAAACUUUAUCCGGGCCACUGCUGACGAGUACAGCUUACAGCUUCGAAGUCAAAUGUUGUGA
This is a messenger RNA of Cotesia congregata, 1197 nucleotides long. Lineage: Eukaryota; Metazoa; Arthropoda; Insecta; Hymenoptera; Braconidae. The record is from the annotation of a GenBank genome assembly.